UGCUGCAUGCCAAAGCAAUACACUACACACAAGCAUAGGUCAAGCACGCAAUCAACGACACAAAAUAUAGUACUUCGUCGACUCGACUACUCGAGUUUAUCUUUCGUUUUUGUCUCUUUUUUUGUUUCUUUUCGUUUGACGGCCAUGAAAUCUUCGACUACAAGCCAGUCUAGUAUGAGUGCAGCGGUGUCUGAGCGGAUAGACUUGGAACUAAGGUGUCCAAUAUGUCUGGACAGGUAUGGUGGACCUCUCAAAGCUCCCCGAGCUCUCCCUUGCCUUCAUUCUCUCUGCAGUGCCUGUCUUACUAUCUUCAUUAAAAACGAAAGAGCUGGUUCCCUGCUGAACUGUCCAACUUGCAGACAACCCUUCUCAGUGCCUUUCAACGGCACUUUCGGGUUCCCAGUAAACUUGAGUGUCAACAACCUCUUAGAAAUAGCGGAUUUGCUAACAUUGGAAAGAGGUGAGGACAGAAGAACGUUAUCGAAAAUACGAGUUUGUAAGAACCACCGCACAGAAAUAAUCAAAAUGUACUGUAAGGAGUGUCAGGAGAGCUGUUGUACGCUGUGUGCCGUCACAACCCAUAAACUUCACCAGACUCUGACCCUUACUCAGGCUAGCGAAGAGAUAAGAACGAGACUGAGAAGUAUUGAUAAGGAGUGUACCUCAUCUCAAGCUGAACUGGAUGUCCGGCUUAACCAUGUUAGUUCCCAGAAAGGAAUGCUGGAAGGUUCGACAGCGACCGCUAAGAAGUUGAUAACAGAGUCAGUGGAACAGUGUAUCACCGCAAUAAAGAGCAGGGAGAAGAACCUGAUGGCAGCUCUAGAUCGGGACAAAAGAUUAUCACAGGAGAUUCUAAACAGACAAAGAGAACGACUCAUUUCUAAGAGAACUGCUCUUGAAAAGAGAAAACAGAAGGUUCUAGAAACACUCCACUGUUCGGACGUGGAACUGAUGAAGACAGACGUUGAGUUCAGUGCCCCCUCCACCCCCACUACAGUGUUUGGGGAAACCAAGAACAUCGUAUUUGAACCACAUAACUUGGAUAACAUCUGCAGGGCAGCCAGGAGUUUGGGAGAUCCCAAUAUUGUACUGUCACUCCAAACAGGCAGUUCAGCAUUAACAGGACAGUUAGUGGGAGGUAAGGGGACCGAGUCCGGGGAGUUCCAGUACCCACUCGGACUCAGAUCACACGGGGGCGCACUUUACAUCGCUGACGCAGGUAACAACAGGGUGCAAAUCCUAAACUCCACCCUUCAACACGAACUGAGUAUUACCAGUGAUGGAGACAGCUCACCUUUUGAUAGGCCUAAUGAUGUUUGUAUUGAUAAGAACGGGAUGAUUAUUGUAGCGGAUACAUUUAGGAACUCUCUUCACUGGUACACACAAGAAGGCUGCCACCAAAGAACCCUGACUGGUAUCCUGAACCGGCCCUUCUCAGUCUGCGUCAACUCUGAGAACUCAGUGGUGGUGGCUGAUACGGGCAACCACCGGGUUAGGGUCAUCUCUCAGUCCGGGAAGCGGAACUUAGUGUUCGGGAAAUACGGGAAAGAGGAGGGAGAUUUUGAUGGGCCUCAUUCGGUGGCAGUUGACAAGUAUGAUAAUAUUUACGUGGCAGAUUUGUACAAUCAGAGGCUUCAGGUAUUUGACAGCGAGGGAAAGUAUCUACGAACAAUUGGAAGCAAUCUGCAUCUCCAAGCUCCUCGUUCAAUUGCAAUCAACCGUGGAAAAAUCUACAUCGUCGACUGGGGCUACACUUUCAUACAGGUUCUGAACCUGAAAGGAGCCCAGCUGCUUCAGUUUGGAGUCUACACACUUCAAGGAGAACAAAUCACCCCCAACUCCAUUGCUACAGAUCCCGAGGAUAGACUGUACGUUAGUGACUGCAACAAUCACAAGGUCUACAUGGUCAAGAUGGAAAACACAUGAUUUAAUGCACGUGCAACAAUCACAAGGUCUACAUGGUCGAGAUGGAAAACACAUGAUUUACUGCACGUGCAACAAUCACAACUACAUGUUCAAGAUGGAAAACACGUGAUUUACUGCACGUGCAACAUGAAUCACAAGGUCUCUGAGUGGUUACCAGGUUUAAUGAGCAACAGAUUGGAGUAAGAUUAUGAUGUGUUACAUGAGCUGAUGAGCUAGCUCCUUGCAUUGCAGAAACAGCUGGAGAAAGGCAAAUCACACGGUAAAUCGAGAAAAGAACUAUGUUUGAUAUCAUAAGCACCAGCAGGUUAAAUUGGUGAAGUAUAUUUAGACAGCACAGGAGAAAGGAUUGUGAUAACACACCUCAUCAUCACGUCUACAGCUUACUCAGUUAACUGUGUAAUAUUGGGACGAGAUGGCUGAUUUGAGGGAAACUUUGCUAGUUGUUAAGAUACAUUUUAGAUUAUAGUAUACUGUAUACUGUAUACUGUAUACUUAUACUCGUUAUUGAGUGAACAAAGAUAACAGUCUUAGAGUAAUUGUGACUGAUAUAGAAAUGACCGGAAGUUUUCAGAUAUUUUAUUGAUAACAUUUGUAUCAAAGGUGUAAUUGAAUUUCAUAUUUCUGUUCUAGAACUUCGUAGUUCUUAAGUUUAAGUAAGAUGAAAAGAAUUAAUACAACUAAAUAACGAAUCGUAUAAAUUAUUGAGUUUUACGAAAUAUACAUAACCAUAAAGCUUGAUCAAAGCACAGCUUUGGACGGUUUUCU
Molecule: messenger RNA, 2691 nt
Organism: Bolinopsis microptera
Lineage: Eukaryota; Metazoa; Ctenophora; Tentaculata; Lobata; Bolinopsidae
Product: tripartite motif-containing protein 3-like
Exons: 13
Coding region: 7-1926 (639 amino acids)
Biological process (GO): protein polyubiquitination; proteasome-mediated ubiquitin-dependent protein catabolic process
Molecular function (GO): ubiquitin protein ligase activity; protein binding; zinc ion binding
Source: RefSeq, a predicted model, not a curated record